ACAGGUUCACAAUUAAGUUCGCGCCGAUUUAUUCGCUUAAUAGCAAAAUAUGUCAAACAAAUCAGAAUUUAAAGAAAAUAGUGGCAAGAAAACAGCAAAUAACAGUGCCAAAAGGUUGAAAAUGAACGAGAGUGCCAGUUUUUCAAAAACAUACAGCGAAUUUGAAGAUGACAAGGAUGCAAGCGUUUCUGUAACAAUCUAUGAAGAUGAUAAUGACCUUAAUUACUUUAACAAAUCAAAAAGCAGAAUUCUUAAUUCAUCUUUUGGAAAACGUUCGCCUCUGGUGCUGAUAAAUAAAACAAAUCAAAGUGCAGCUGGAUCUUCCUCCCAACAUCAGAUUCCCAUAAGAACAUCUUGUAAAGUUGAUGAAGCAUUCGUGAAAAGACACCAAUUAAAAGAGCCAGCCACGGAUCCUUUUCAAUCGAUAUCUGAUGAGAUUCUUCUUCAUAUAUUUUCAUUUCUUCCGAAAAAGACUUUAAAUAGAAUCGCAACAGUUAAUGAUCGUUUUAGUCGAGUAAUUCAAGAUGAAACAUUAUGGAUUCGAUUAGAUUUAGGCUACAGACUUCUACGACGUGGUGCAAUUAGUAAAAUAAUCUCUCGAGGAGUCAUAAUUUUACGUUUAGCACAAGCAAAGAUUCAAAGUCCAAUUUUCGAAUCGUAUUUUGAUUCUGACGAGUUUGUAUCAACAAAAUUACAGUAUCUCGAUCUUAGCAUGGCCUCUAUCGAUACGUCGUCUCUUGAACAAUUCAUUAAAACAUGUCGUUCCUUGAAAAAGCUCAGUCUCGAAGCUGUUCCGCUUGACUAUGGUGUUUGUCGUCAAAUAGCUGCAAACAAAAAUCUCGAAGUUCUUAAUCUUGCAAUGUGUGAAGGAAUAACGAAACAAGGAAUGAUAUGUCUCCUAAUUAAUCUUCAAAAUCUCUUAGCAUUAAAUAUUUCUUGGACUGGCUUAAACCGGGAAUGUGUUGCUGCUGUUGUUGAGAAGCUCACACCAACAAUUGUCAGAUUAAAUAUUUCUGGCUGUCGGAAAUCAUUGCUUGACAGUCAUAUACAAACGCUGACCAGACGUUGUCGGAAUCUUGUGGAACUUGACAUCUCUGAUUGUACAUUGUUGACUUCAAAUUGUAUUGAAAACUUAAUGAGUCUUGAUAAGCUUGAAUAUAUUUCAUUAUCACGAUGCUAUAACAUCGCCACAUCAUCUUACUUGUAA
Clunio marinus is the source of this 1207-nucleotide messenger RNA. NCBI's taxonomy places the organism in Eukaryota, Metazoa, Arthropoda, Insecta, Diptera, Chironomidae. The record is from the annotation of a GenBank genome assembly.